Molecule: messenger RNA, 602 nt
Organism: Boleophthalmus pectinirostris (great blue-spotted mudskipper)
Lineage: Eukaryota; Metazoa; Chordata; Actinopteri; Gobiiformes; Gobiidae
Product: insulin-like growth factor I
Exons: 3
Coding region: 84-602 (172 amino acids)
Cellular component (GO): extracellular region
Molecular function (GO): hormone activity
Source: RefSeq, a predicted model, not a curated record
CAGAGUACAAAUCCACUGACUUCAGUCAUUUCAUAUCCUUAUUGCUGAUCUGCUCCUGCUGUAUAACAGAGUUGAGAUCGUCCAUGGCAGUAUCAUGGCUUCAGCGUGCCUGCCUCUUGAUGGCUCUACUGGUUCUGGUUGGAGGUGAACCACAGACCUUGUGUGGGGCUGAACUGGUGGACGCUAUUCAGUUUCACUGUGACAGUGGAGGGAUGUAUUACAGUAAACGCACAAGAUCUCGGACACACAAUGAGAGGACACUCAGAAAGAACCUAAUACAGGCCUGCUGCAACAUAGAAUGUACCCUGGAAAUGCUGGACCUGAUCUGCUACCCAGAGAAGGCGCAGCAGCUGCAGCCUAAGCAGCCAAAGCAGCCAGUGCAGCCAGAAGAGCAAGAGCAGUCGCAGCCAGUGCAGCCAGAGCAGCUGCAGCAGUCGCAGUUAGAGCAGCCAGUGCAGCCAGUGCAGCUAGAGCAGCCAGUGCAGCCAGUGCAGCAGAGCAGCCAGUGCAGCCAGUGCAGCAGAGCAGUGCAGCCAGUGCAGCCAGCAGCUGCAGCAGUCACAGCCAGAGAGCCAGGGAACUCCAUGCUAGAACGGUCUUAG